UCAAAGAUGAGUCGGAACCCUGAUUUAUUCUUCUACGUAUGCAUUGCAAAACAUACUACGAUUCUUGCUGAAUUCAAUUCCAAAGAUGCAGAUCUUGGCGAUUUAGCUAAGAAGUGCCUAGACAGAACGCCAUCCUAUCAUUCCAUCUUCUCCCAUACUGUUCAUGGUCAAACAUACAUGUUCUUCAUCCUUGAUCCUUUUGUAUAUUUUGGAAUCUUUGAUGAAUUGCUCGAGAAACCCGAGUGUUUAUCAUUUCUCAUGAGUAUAAAAGAUGAGUUUACUAGUAUGAUAGAUGAGUGUAGUUCUGGCACGAUGAAGCAGCGUUUGCAUUCUCCAAAUUCACAUUGCUUCCAAGGAGAACUUAGUCCCGUAUUUCAACAUCUUAUGGGAUCAUAUUCAGAAUUCAAUAUCACGUUCUCGCCAAUAGGUUUGAAAGGAGAUCAUCGUGAGAGUUUAGAAUAUGUUAGGAGGAAUAAUUCUUCCUUGGAGGGCUUAAAGAUGAAGAAAAGGUUUUUUGGAGAGGCUAACAAGGAUGAACUAGAGGAAGAAAAGUUGGAUGCUUUAUCUGAUGACGACAUAACCGUUUCAAGUGGUCGUAGGUUGCAAAAGGCUAAGUACAUUUGGAAAAAACAAGUCAUGGUGGUUUUGUCUAUAGAUUUCAUAGUUUGUGUUGUAUUCUUCCUGAUAUGGCUUUGGGUUUGCAGAGGUUUCCAAUGUAUUGCUAGUUAG
Messenger RNA from Cynara cardunculus var. scolymus (artichoke), 729 nucleotides. Its product is annotated as phytolongin Phyl2.2. NCBI's taxonomy places the organism in Eukaryota, Viridiplantae, Streptophyta, Magnoliopsida, Asterales, Asteraceae. Bases 7 to 729 code for a protein of 240 amino acids. Gene Ontology annotation, cellular component: membrane. The record is from RefSeq and is a predicted model, not a curated record. The transcript has a single exon.